Messenger RNA from Pneumocystis carinii B80, 422 nucleotides. RefSeq lists its product as hypothetical. The record is from RefSeq and is a predicted model, not a curated record. Bases 35 to 376 code for a protein of 113 amino acids. Gene Ontology annotation, molecular function: protein heterodimerization activity. The transcript is spliced from 4 exons. Lineage: Eukaryota; Fungi; Ascomycota; Pneumocystomycetes; Pneumocystales; Pneumocystaceae. Gene Ontology annotation, cellular component: CHRAC; nucleus.
UUAAUAACUACGGUUACCGUAUAAAAAAGAUGUUAUGACAUCAGCCAUUAUUGAACAGGACAUUACAGGGACAUCAGUCCUUCCUAUAUCUAAGAUCAAGAAGAUUAUUCGUAUUGAUGAUGAUAUUGUCCAAUGCUCAAGCAAUUCAGCAUUCUUAAUUGCAAUUGCUACGGAAAUGUUUAUCCAAUAUAUGGUGCAACAAGGGCUAUUAAUGUGUCUGAAUGAGAAUAAGAAGAUAAUACAAUAUAGACAUCUUGCGAAUGCAGUGUCUAGAUUUGAUAAUCUGGAAUUUUUAUCAGAUACGAUUCCCAAGACGAUUGCAUUUAAAGAUAUUCCAUUAAAAAAGACAUCAAAAGUACUAACUAAAAAUACAUAACUUAAUAAACGGAUGAUGAGAAAUAAUUAGAAGAAAUAUUUUUGAA